Messenger RNA from Penicillium expansum, 675 nucleotides. Its product is annotated as 60S ribosomal protein uL16. The transcript has 3 exons. Bases 1 to 675 code for a protein of 224 amino acids. Gene Ontology annotation, cellular component: ribosome; cytosolic large ribosomal subunit. NCBI's taxonomy places the organism in Eukaryota, Fungi, Ascomycota, Eurotiomycetes, Eurotiales, Aspergillaceae. Gene Ontology annotation, biological process: translation; ribosomal large subunit assembly. The record is from RefSeq and is a predicted model, not a curated record. Gene Ontology annotation, molecular function: structural constituent of ribosome.
AUGGCGCGAAGACCAGCACGUUGUUAUCGUUACUGCAAGAACAAGCCCUAUCCCAAAUCCCGCUUCAAUCGCGGCGUCCCAGAUGCCAAAAUUCGCAUCUUCGAUCUGGGCCGGAAGAAAGCCUCAGUGGAUGAUUUCCCUUGCACUGUACACCUUGUCUCCAACGAAUAUGAACAACUAAGUUCCGAAGCGCUGGAAGCUGCACGUAUCUGUGCCAACAAAUACCUCGUCAAGGUCGCCGGCAAAGAAUCCUUCCACAUGCGCAUCCGAGUACACCCCUACCACGUAAUCCGUAUCAACAAGAUGCUCAGCGUCGCAGGCGCCGAUAGAUUACAAACCGGCAUGCGCGGCGCAUUUGGUAAACCUGCUGGCAAAGUCGCUCGUGUGAACGUGGGCCAGAUCUUGAUUUCUGUUCGGACUGUUGAUCGGCAUCGUGGGACGGCUGUUGAGGCGUUACGGAGAUCUAUGUAUAAGUUUCCAGGGAGGCAGAAGGUUAUUGUUAGUAAGAUGUGGGGGUUUACGCAUUUACAGCGUGAGGAGUAUCUGCGCUUGAAGGAGGAUGGGUUGUUGAGGAGUGAUGGGGCUUAUGUGCAGUUUUGUCGGAGGAAGGGGGAGCUUGUUGGGAAUAUGAAAAUGUUCCCUGGGGCUUAUAGUCAGGUUGGAGUUGAGGCUUGA